AUGACCGGCAGCAAGAACAAGCCCUCGGGAAGCAGGGCGCUGCAGGUCGCCCUCCUCGUCGUACUGCUCGUCGCCGCUUCACGGCUCCAAGCCUGCGACGCCGCUCCAGGGUUCUGCGCGAGCAAGUGCGCGGUGCGGUGCGGCAAGGGGAAGGGGAAGGGGCCGGCGUGCAUGAAGCACUGCGGGCAGUGCUGCGUGGAGUGCGCCUGCGUGCCGGCGGCGACGGGGAGAAUCGACGACUGCCCCUGCUACCGCGACAUGCUCACCGCCGGGCCGAGGAAGAGGCCCAAGUGCCCCUGA
Molecule: messenger RNA, 300 nt
Organism: Lolium rigidum
Lineage: Eukaryota; Viridiplantae; Streptophyta; Magnoliopsida; Poales; Poaceae
Product: peamaclein-like
Exons: 2
Coding region: 1-300 (99 amino acids)
Source: RefSeq, a predicted model, not a curated record